CGUUCUAUUUCGAAGUCAACCAACAUGGCGGUACAGUUGAAUUUGCGAGUUUUGCCUCGACUUUUUUCAUCUCGUUGCGGCUUGUUCUUAAAUUCUCGGAAUUGUUUUUCUACGUCACAGAGUGGUGCGCUACUGAUCGAAAAUGAGAAGUAUUCGUGGCUGAGAGAACUUGGAUUAAAAGCUGACAACCCCGGCGUCUACAACGGCACAUGGGGGGGGAAAGGAGAGGUUGUCACUUCAAUUUGUCCCUCAAAUGGACAGCCCAUUGCCCGCGUGCAACAGGGCUCCGUGCAGGAUUAUGAUGCUACAGUGAAGCUUGCUAAAGAGGCUUGGAAGUGCUGGGCAAUGACUCCUGGACCAAAGAGAGGGGAGGUUGUGCGCCAAAUUGGGCAUGCACUUCGUGAGAAACUCACACCUCUUGGAAAACUGUUAUCUUUGGAAGUUGGUAAAAUUUUCCCUGAGGGUGUUGGCGAGAUCCAGGAGUACAUAGAUGUGUGUGACUACGCCGUCGGCCUGUCGCGGAUGUUCGAUGGAAAAGUCUUCCCAUCUGAGCGUCCAGGGCACGCGCUGCUGGAGCAAUGGAACCCUGUUGGAACUGUGGGGGUCAUCACAGCGUUUAACUUCCCUGUCGCUGUGUUUGGCUGGAACACCGCAAUCAGCAUGACCUGUGGCAAUGUGAAUAUCUGGAAGGGAGCCCCCUCGACACCUCUAACCAGCGUGGCAGUGACAAGAAUUGUUGGCUCUGUUCUUGAGGCAAAUGGCUUCUCUGGUGCUGUGUCAUCGCUAGUGUGUGGCGGAGCAGAGAUAGGGGAAGCCAUUGCAAAAGAUCCCAGAAUUGAUCUAGUAUCAUUUACUGGAAGCACAGCAGUUGGGCAGAAAGUUGGAGUUGCUGUACAAGAGAGAUUUGGUAGAAAGCUGUUAGAGCUAGGUGGCAACAAUGCAAUUAUUGUGAUGGACGAUGCUGAUAUGGAUCUGGUUGUGCCGUCUGUGUUGUUCGCAAGUGUUGGAACUGCUGGACAGAGGUGCACUACCACAAGGCGAUUGAUUCUUCAUGAAUCAAUUCAUGAUCAAGUUGUCGAGAAACUUAAAAAAGCGUAUGCACAAGUCAAGAUGGGAGAUCCCCUAGACGAUGGUGUUAUCUACGGACCUCUUCAUAAUGAACAAGCUGUGGCAAUCUACCUGAACGCCAUUGAGGCAGCCAAGAGCCAGGGAGGAACAGUUGAAUGUGGAGGCAAGGUGGUUGAUAGGCCUGGAUAUUAUGUUGAGCCAACCAUUGUGACAGGCCUGAAGCACGAUGCUGAAAUUGUUCACACCGAAUCAUUUGUACCCAUUUUAUAUGUUCUUAAAUGCAAGAACUUUGAGGAAGCAGUCAGUUUCAACAAUGAAGUCAAGCAAGGUCUGUCCAGCAGUUUGUUUACAAAGGACAUGGGGAAGCUAUUCCAGUGGAUGGGACCGAUGGGCUCAGACUGCGGAAUUGUGAAUGUCAAUAUCCCUACUAGUGGAGCAGAGAUUGGAGGGGCAUUUGGCGGCGAGAAGCAUACCGGAGGGGGUCGAGAGUCGGGUAGCGACUCCUGGAAAGCCUACAUGAGACGAUCCACAUGCACAAUCAACUAUAGCAAGGAUCUUCCGCUUGCGCAAGGAAUAAAGUUCGGUUAGGUCAAGCGGCUACCAAAGGAAAUGAAGCACCGCUAGAAACAAGUUUUCGAUGGCAAACGUCUAACAAUUGCAGGCUUGUAACUCAAAAAAAUGUGUCUUAGUGUCCUAAAUUAUGAAAAGUCGAGCUAGCGUUUCGAAAGGGUUGAAUAAUAAAUUAAGUCACUUGCUAA
Nematostella vectensis (starlet sea anemone) is the source of this 1826-nucleotide messenger RNA. RefSeq names its product alpha-aminoadipic semialdehyde dehydrogenase. The record is from RefSeq and is a predicted model, not a curated record. Gene Ontology annotation, molecular function: aldehyde dehydrogenase (NAD+) activity. The transcript has 20 exons. The coding region runs from base 25 to 1656 and encodes 543 amino acids. NCBI's taxonomy places the organism in Eukaryota, Metazoa, Cnidaria, Anthozoa, Actiniaria, Edwardsiidae.